CACGCGUGCAGAAGCUGUCAGAAUGGCCGAUGUUCACGAACGUCUCGAGUUGGAACAGAGUUUUCCGAAGCAACGGGACGCGCCUACACUGAAACGUAAAAAGUUGUUGUCUUCCGAUUACGUUAUUAAGAAGAGGCAACCGUUCGGUACAGCUAGUAAAAGAAUCAAAGACGUAUUCGUUACGAACAAAACAAACUUCAAGGCCCAGUUGAAGAAGUGUGAAAAACUAUUAAACAAUGGGAUGUCUGAAGUGAUUAUUCAUGGUCUUGGAGCUGCAGUUACCAGAGCUUGCAAUUUGGCUCUACAAUUAAGAGAAGCUCAUUAUGGUGGAAUAGAAUUAGACAUCAAGACUUCUACAGUGUCUAUCAUUGAUGACUUUGAGCCUCUUAAUGAUAAUUUAGACUAUGAAACAAUUAAUAGAAACAAUUCAGCUGUGCAUAUACGAGCUUUUAGAAAAUUCUCAGUGAGCAGUCUGAAAUAUCACGAAGAACAGAAGCAAUAGAAUAGAAAAUUUAGAGUCUUGUGAUUGCAGUUAUCAAAGUUUGUAAUUUGGCUCUGCAUUUAAGGGAAGCUCAUUAUGGUAGAA
Ceratina calcarata is the source of this 586-nucleotide messenger RNA. It is a transcript of the gene Rpp20, whose product is annotated as ribonuclease P protein subunit p20. Gene Ontology annotation, molecular function: nucleic acid binding. The record is from RefSeq and is a predicted model, not a curated record. Gene Ontology annotation, biological process: tRNA 5'-leader removal. Lineage: Eukaryota; Metazoa; Arthropoda; Insecta; Hymenoptera; Apidae. The transcript has 3 exons. The coding region runs from base 23 to 502 and encodes 159 amino acids. Gene Ontology annotation, cellular component: nucleus; nucleolar ribonuclease P complex; ribonuclease MRP complex.